Messenger RNA from Scedosporium apiospermum, 3738 nucleotides. Its product is annotated as Calcium-transporting ATPase 2. Lineage: Eukaryota; Fungi; Ascomycota; Sordariomycetes; Microascales; Microascaceae. The record is from RefSeq and is a predicted model, not a curated record. Gene Ontology annotation, cellular component: membrane; intracellular membrane-bounded organelle. The coding region runs from base 1 to 3738 and encodes 1245 amino acids. The transcript is spliced from 2 exons. Gene Ontology annotation, molecular function: ATP hydrolysis activity; P-type calcium transporter activity; ATP binding. Gene Ontology annotation, biological process: intracellular calcium ion homeostasis; calcium ion transmembrane transport.
AUGACAUCGCCUUCCGCUGAUCCUUCGCGCAAGCCUCUUGAUCAGACCCGAGCAGACACUUCUUCGAUUGAGAAAAUCCCAUUCUCUGAAGCUCCCUCGACUGCGAAAGAAAACGAAAAGGCAAAAGAAGAACCCCGACUCGAUAUUAGCGACGAUGAAGAAAACGGCAGCCGCAACAUCCCCUGCAACCCCUUCGCCUUCACCCCAGUCAAGCUACACAAACUUUCCCUAGCGAGGAGCAUUGAUAGUCUAAAUGCUCUUGGCGGCCUACCUGGCCUAGCAGCUGGGCUCCGGACGGACCUCGAGGCAGGUCUCAGCGCAGAUGAGGACGUUCUCGAUGGUAGGGUAACGAUAGACGAGGCGAUCGCCGCGUCGAAGGAAGGCCGGCCCCCGAAGACGGAGCCUCUAUCGAGAGAGUCCUCCCAUCCGCAUACCAAUCUUUUCAACCUCAGCAGCUCCCACCCGUCAGGAUUCGCCGACCGCAUCCGUAUCUUCGGGAGAAACAUUCUCCCACGGAGAAAACAAAAGUCGUUCCUGAGGCUGGCCUGGAUCGCCUUCAACGACAAGCUGAUCAUGCUGCUGUCAGUAUCAGCCAUCAUCUCGUUGGCCCUCGGCAUUUACGAGUCCGUCAGCAGCGACGAAGCGGGCUCUAACAUUGAGUGGGUCGACGGCGCGACUGUGGUCGUGGCCAUCUUGGUUAUCGUCUUCGCGAGCGCUGCUACCGACUGGCAGAAGAACCAUAAAUUCGAGAAACUGAACGAGCGCAAAGAGCAGCGUGAUGUCACCGUGGUUCGGUCGGGGAAGCCUCAGAGGAUAUCGAUCCACGAUGUUCUAGUUGGCGAUCUCAUGCGCUUGGAAGCGGGAGAUAUUGUCGCCGUUGAUGGUGUUCUCGUUCAUGCUGCGGGGAUACAAAUCAACGAGUCUUCGAUAUCGGGCGAAUCCGAGCUUGUUCACAAGCACGCCGUAUCCGAGGACAACCCUUCCGCCGACCCCUUCAUCCUCAGCGGUACUACCGUGUCCGGUGGUUAUGGCACCUACCUCGUCACUUCGGUUGGGACCAGCUCCACCUAUGGAAGGAUUCUUAUGUCCCUUCGCGACGACGUCGAAGAGACUCCCCUCCAGCAAAGGCUGGGAAGAUUGGCUAAGCAGCUCAUCACAUUGGGUGCGAUUGCCGGCGCAAUAUUCUUCUUGAUUAUUUUCAUCCGAUUCCUGGUCAAUCUACGACACUCAACCAAGAAGUCAGCUGAAAGGGGAAUGGAGUUCCUGGAACUGGUGAUCCUGGCUGUCACUGUGGUCGUCAUCACUGUGCCCGAAGGUCUCGCUCUCGCUGUCACCAUUGCUCUUGCGUUUGCGACCUCUCGCAUGUUGAGGGACAAUAACCUUGUGCGUCUGAUCCGGUCUUGCGAGAUUAUGGGGAACGCCACUUGCAUUUGCUCCGACAAGACGGGUACACUCACUCAAAAUGACAUGAGUGUGGUCGUGGGCAUGAUAGGACCAGAUGGCAAGUUUAGUGAGCUACCGAACACGGAGAAAGACCUCUCCCCGCCAAAGGCUCCAGGUUCAGCUGCCUCAGUGUCAGGUAUUACCAUGGCACAAGCGUCGCUUCCAGGUUCCAAGGCGUUGACAAACUCACUUUCUCCUGCCGUUAAGGAGCUUGUCAAAGAUAGUGUUGCCUUAAAUUCAACGGCAUUUGAGAGUGACGGGGUUGCGGCUUCGGAGGUCUUUAUCGGCUCGAGCACCGAGACUGCUCUCCUCAAAUUUGCUCGUAACCACUUAGGAAUGGGUCCACUUAACGAAGAGCGAACGAGUAGCGUGGUAGUAGAGAUGGUACCGUUCGACUCUUCCCGAAAAUGGAUGGCCGCUGUGGUAAAGUUGGCGGAUGGAAGACACCGACUCUUUGUCAAGGGUGCGGCCGAGAUGGUCCUUCGAAUGGCUACAACCAUCAUUUCGAGCCCCAAGGAGGGGCUACAGGCCCAGGAGCUGACACAGGACCUCGAGAGCCGGGUCUUGGAGACUGUUCAUGGCUAUGCAAUGGAUAUGCUACGACCUAUUACGAUUGCCUACAAAGAUCUCGAUGCCAAUGACAAGACCCUCGAUAACCUCGACUCUGAUGAGUUAGACAAAUUCGUCCAAGACCUCACUUUUAUUGGCAUCUUUGGAAUCCAGGACCCCUUACGGCCUGAAGUAGUCAAAUCCGUCCGCCAAUGCCAAGAAGCUGGUGUUUUCGUUCGAAUGGUCACAGGAGACAGUUUUCUCACCGCCAAGUCCAUUGCCUCGAAGUGUGGAAUUUACACUGCCGGCGGUAUCGCUAUGGAUGGCCCUACUUUCCGAAGACUAUCACCUUCUCAACUCGACGCCAUCAUCCCUCGUCUCCAGGUUCUCGCUCGCGCUAGUCCCGAGGAUAAACUUACUCUCGUGUCGCAUCUGAAGGGUAUGGGCGAGACUGUCGCGGUGACCGGUGACGGCACCAAUGAUGCACUUGCGCUGAAGGCUGCGGACGUCGGAUUUGCUAUGGGAAUCCAAGGUACUGAAACGGCAAAGGAAGCAGCAUCAAUUAUUCUUCUCGAUGACAACUUUGCGUCCAUUGUAAAGGCUUUGAGCUGGGGGAGGACAGUCAAUGCGGCUGUUAAGAAGUUUCUCCAGUUCCAAUUUACCAUCAAUAUCACGGCCGGAACACUAACUGUGCUAUCUACCCUCGUGGGCGACACCGUUUUCACCAUCGUUCAGCUUCUGUGGAUCAACCUUAUUAUGGACAUCUUCGCCUCACUCGGCCUCGCGACUGACUAUCCCUCUUAUGACUUCUUCAAGCUCAAGCCCGAGCCAAGGAAAGCACCAAUAGUCACCAUCACAAUGUGGAAGAUGGUGAUCGCCCAAGCCAUCUACCAACUGGCGGUUAUCUUCACAUUACACUACGCCGGGCCCUCUCUUUUCAAUCCCAGCACACCUGAAGAAGUAGAAUCGCUGCAAACCCUCGUCUUCAAUGUUUACGUUUUCAUGCAGUUAUUUAACCAGCAUAACUGCCGCCGCGUAGACAAUCGGAUCAACAUCUACUACCAGGGAGUUCUCCGCAAUCCCUGGUUCCUCGGUGUGCAAUGCCUCACUAUCGCUGGGCAGAUGAUCAUCGUGUUCAAGGGAGGAGAGGCGUUUGACACUAAGCCGCUUUCGGGGGCUCAGUGGGGAUGGACAAUCCUGUUCGGCAUCCUCACGAUUCCCCUGGGUAUGCUGGUGCGACAGGUGCCGGACGAAUGGGUAUAUGCAAUUUCCCAGGUGCUGAAACGGAUCGUGGCCACUCUCUUCAGUCCAUUCUCAAAGCUCGUGCCAGCCCGCUGGCGAAAGAAGAAGGAAGACGAAGAACUUGGCAUCGAAUCGUGGGUUCUCCGAACGGGUUCGGCACUUCUCCGGCCGGUUAACUACCGCUGGGGUGGCGCGGACGAAGAUGACUUCCAACAUCCUCGCAUUCUUGGUGGAACUGCUGUCACUAUCCCCUCCGUGGCGCGGAAGACCAGAACCGGCGGUCCAGAAUUAACCUCCGGAGGUGCCAAGAAGGCCCCAGUUGAUUUGCGAGCAUCGGUCAUGGCCUCUAGAGCCAGCAAGGGUCCGGUUGAGGCGGGAUUGGAGGAGCAUCCGGAUACGAAGAUGGAAGAGGUGCAGCUAUUUGCCGAGGGAGCACGAGACGCGACGAAGGGGCCUCCGAGUCAGGAUCCGAGGGUUCUGAAGCUGCUCAAUCUAUCGAUGUAA